AUGGCAAAGUUGGGGUCUUUGUUGGCCAUCCUGGUGGCCCUUGGUGCCUACCAGGCUGAGGCCAAGGUUCCCGGCAAAACCAAGUACACCCUGGAUAACAUCCGCCCCUUGACGGACCCCUCUUCUGGUCUGGUCAAGUGUUGCCCCGAGGGGACUGAGUUUGAUGGCAAAAACUGUGUUCUUGGUGUUCCCAGCUGCCCAGAGAACUUCAUCCGCAAGGGAGGCAAGUGCGUGUCGACCAUCAAGCCAAUUUGUCCGGAUGGGAGUGAAUACAAAGGGAAUAUUUGUGUUUCGACCGAGCUUCCCAUCUGUCCUCCUCCGACUAUCUUGAAGGGCAAGACCUGUGUGACGGGCCCUCCGACCUGUCCUCCGGGCCAAGAGUACAACGGCAAAGUCUGCCAGUCCACCCAGAUCCCCGCCUGCCCCGAGGGCUACAAGUUCAAUGGCAAGUCGUGUAUCAGCAAAAGCCAGCCCACAUGCCCCGACGGCUUGAACCUCUCCGGCGGCAACUGUGUCAGCACCCUGUACCCUAUCUGUCCCACCGGCACUGAGUUCCACGAGACCUACAAGACCUGUGUCGCGAUCACCCGUCCUGCGUGCGAAGAAGGAACCGUGCUCAACAAGGAUGGACUGUGCGUAUCUGAGCUCGGCCCCUCCUGUCCCGCCGACACCACCUUCAACCCCGUCACCGGCAAGUGCAUUGCCACUGAGAAGCCUGCCUGUCCUCCUGGAAGUGAACUGGACCUGAAGAGCAAGAAGUGUGUCCUGACCGAAACCGCCGCCUGCCCUCCCGGCAGUGACCUCUCGCUCGACAUUGCCUCCAACACCGCCCGCUGCUGCCCCGGCGAAAUGAUCUGGGACGGUGAGGUUUGUGUGUUCGACACCGAUGAGAGCGGCCAGUGCCCCCCCGGCACGACCAAGUUCGGCAAGCACUGCCAGAAGCAGCCCGUGCGCAUCCCUCAAUGCCCUCCUGGUACUAAGCUUGACAAAGACCGCUGCAUCAGUCUUGAGCUGCCCGAAUGUCCUCCCGGCCACAUCGUUGAGGGCGCCAUGUGUACUUCGACCGAGCUCCCUUCAUGCCCCCCUGGAUUGACUCUUACUGGCGACGUAUGUAUUUCCAUUGAGCAACCCGAGUGCCCGGCUGGCACCCGUCUCGAGGGCGUCAUCUGUGUCAGCAUUGAGCUCCCCGCCUGUGAGGACGGCUUCACUUUCGACGGCACGGACUGCAUCUCCGAGCUCUACCCCAUCUGUCCUGAGGAAGACAGCACCUUCGACGGCGAAGAGUGUGUGACCCCCCACUUCCCCUCCUGCCCGGAAGACACCGUCUUCGACGGCACCCGCUGCGUCGCCACUAGCACCCCCACCUGCCCCGCAGGCAGCGUCCCCAAUGGCGACGGCGACUGCAUCACGACCAUCGUCCCCAAGUGUCCCGCGGGGUCGACCCUCGUCGCUGGCGGCUGUAUCAUUGGCGUGCCCCAGUGCCCGAAGGGCACCAUCUACGACGGCAAGCAGUGCGUCUCGCCUAAGACACCCACCUGCCCGCCCGACCACACCUGGGCCGGCGGCAAGUGUAUCCGUACCACCGUCGUCGAGUGUGAGCCCGGCUACCACCUUCUGAACGGCGAAUGUAUCUCCGAGAACCGGCCCGAGUGUCCUGAGGGCACCAGCUUCGACGGCACGACGUGUGUGGGCACGGAGCCCGUCUGUGACGCAGGCCUGGUCUUUGACGGUGAGGAGUGUGCUCAUCCGCUUGAGCCCGUCUGCCCGGAGGGCAUGCGCUUCAACGGCCGCAAGUGUGUCGCUGUCAAGCUGCCUUCCUGCCAGCCGGGCACCGUCUUCGCCCCUGACACCAAGGAGUGUGUGGCUAUCACGCCUCCCGAGUGUCCCACCGGCCAGACCUUCAAUGGCAAGCAGUGCGCCCUCAACAGCGGCGAGUGCUUGAGCUUCGAGUACUGCCCUCCUGUUGGCCUAGGCUCGCCUGAGUGCCCUGGUGGUGGCCUGUUCGAUAAGCACACCGGACUACGACCCGUCAAACUCACAUCGCCUAGCCCCAUACCCAACGCAGAAGGUCCAAAUCAGAUACAAGAUACUCGAAUGAUGUCACCCCCAACGAAAGAGAAGAGUGACACCAUCUACACCCUGCAUACCUAG
Molecule: messenger RNA, 2151 nt
Organism: Aspergillus homomorphus CBS 101889
Lineage: Eukaryota; Fungi; Ascomycota; Eurotiomycetes; Eurotiales; Aspergillaceae
Exons: 4
Coding region: 1-2151 (716 amino acids)
Source: RefSeq, a predicted model, not a curated record